Molecule: messenger RNA, 6404 nt
Organism: Astyanax mexicanus (Mexican tetra)
Lineage: Eukaryota; Metazoa; Chordata; Actinopteri; Characiformes; Acestrorhamphidae
Gene: adamts12
Product: ADAM metallopeptidase with thrombospondin type 1 motif, 12
Exons: 25
Coding region: 58-4512 (1484 amino acids)
Biological process (GO): extracellular matrix organization; proteolysis
Cellular component (GO): extracellular matrix
Molecular function (GO): metalloendopeptidase activity
Source: RefSeq, a predicted model, not a curated record
CUCUCUCUCUCUCUCUCUCUGUUGUUUAGUUCUCUCUCUCUCCUCCGCUGAUCCGCUAUGUCUCUCGCGCUCCUCAUGCUCGUGUUGGCCUGCAGCAACGUCGCGCGCGCGGAGACGGACAGCGCUUUGCCAGACCGGGAGCAGGAACUCUUUAUCAGGUCUCACUCUCACGUCUCGGUGGUCCGGCCGGAGCGGGUGGACGGUGCCGGGCGGUUCCUGUCUCACGUGCUGGCGCAGCGUCCGGCUGUAGGGGCGCGAGUCUUUUACCGGCUGCAGCACGAAGAGCGCCCACUCCUCCUCAACCUCACCCUGAACCCUCACCUGCUGGCACAGGAUCACCUGGUGGAGACGCGAGGGGGCGGAGCCAAGAACAGGACCGAGCGGUGCACCGAGAACACCUGCCACCUGCUGGGCACAGUAACAGACGGGCACACGCGGGGCACCGCCGCCAUCAGCACCUGCCUCGGCCUGACGGGUCUGCUGACUCUUCCUGCCGGAGUGUUUCUGAUCGAGCCGGUACGCGGACACACCCCGACAGACGCAGACCCCCACCAUCCACAUGUCAUCUACCGGAAUUCCACCUGGAGAAGCCCCCGAGCCCGACGCAGCGCACACACAAACACCCCUGCCUGCGGGGUCAGAGAUGGCGUGGCAGUGCAGGUGGAGCAGGACAGGGAGGUAUGGGAGCAAGAGCAGGGGGGCGGGGCCGGUCGCAGGCGGAUGUCCCGCCGCUCGGUCAGUACGGAGCGCUGGGUGGAGACCAUGGUGGUGGCGGACUCCAAACUGCUGCAGUACCACGGCAACAACAAUGUGGAGAGCUACAUCUUCACCAUCAUGAACAUGGUGGCAGGCGUUUUCCAUGAUGCCAGUAUCGGUAACGCCAUCCACAUCAUCCUCGUGCGCCUGAUUCUACUGCAGGGAGAGGAGAAAGGGUUGAAGAUCGUUCAUCACGCAGAUUCUACUCUGAACAGUUUCUGCAGUUGGCAGAAGAACCUGAACCCUCAGAGUGACACACACCCCGCACACCACGACGUAGCUGUGCUCAUUACAAGGAAGGACCUGUGUGCAGGUAGGAACGAGCCGUGUGAGACGCUGGGUCUGUCUCACCUGUCAGGAAUGUGUCAGCCGCACAGAUCCUGCAACAUUAAUGAGGACUCAGGUCUGCCCGUGGCGUUCACCAUCGCUCAUGAGCUUGGACACAGUUUUGGUAUCCAGCAUGAUGGUCAGGGGAACGACUGUGAGCAGGAUGGGAGACACCCCUUCAUCAUGUCCCGACAGCUUCAGUAUGACUCCGCCCCCCUCACCUGGUCCUCCUGCAGCAAAGAGUACAUCACACGCUUCCUUGAUCGAGGUUGGGGUUUUUGUCUAGACGAUCGUCCAUCUAAGAAGGAUCUGACCGCGGCUCUGGUGGCGCCGGGGGUCCGCUACACUCAGCAGCAUCAGUGCCAGAUGCAGUAUGGCUCUAACGCCACCUUCUGCUCGGAGGUGGAUAACGUGUGUCAGAUCCUGUGGUGCUCGGUGAAUGGAUCAUGUCGCUCUAAACUGGACGCACCUAUCGAUGGAACCAGGUGUGGCCCGGGCAAGUGGUGUAUCUCAGGUGAGUGUGUGAUCGUGGGGAAGUUACCUGAGACAGUAAACGGCGGUUGGGGCCAAUGGAGCACCUGGUCUCACUGCUCUCGCACCUGUGGUUCCGGCGUCCAAUCAGCAGAGAGGGAGUGUGACCAGCCCAAGCCGGCAUUUGGGGGGAGGUACUGUACGGGGGAGCGUAGGCGCUACAGGAUCUGUAAUAUUCUGCCCUGUGUUCAGAAACUCCCCUCGUUUCGGGACAUGCAGUGCAGCGAGUUCGACACGGUCCCGUAUCAAAACCAGCUCUACCAGUGGAUCCCCGUCUCCAGCACCAGUCACCCCUGUGAGCUGCACUGCCGGCCGGUUAGCGAGGACUUCUCAGAGAAGAUGCUGGACGCCGUAACUGACGGGACGCCCUGCUUUAACAACAACAGCAGGAGCAUCUGCAUCAAUGGUGUGUGCAAGGCGGUGGGCUGUGAUUAUGGGAUAGAUUCGAGGGCGGAGGAGGAUCGGUGUGGGGUGUGUUUGGGUGAUGGAUCCAGCUGUGAGACACUGAAGGACAGUUAUACCGAGAGAGACGGAUACGGUUACGUGGAUAUGAUGGUGAUCCCGGAGGGGGCGAGGGAUAUCUAUAUUGAGGAGGUGGAGGAGGCGGGGAACUUCCUGGCGGUGCGAGCGGCCGAAUCAGAGGAUUACUUCCUCAACGGCAAUUACAUCAUCCAAUGGAACGGAGAGUACAGAGUGGGCGGAGCUACAUUCUUCUACGACCGCCACGGCAACCUGGAGAACCUCACAUCACCUGGACCCACCACACAGCCAAUCGUAGUGCAGCUGCUUUUCCAGGAGCCGAACCCGGGCGUGCGGUUCGAGUACACGGUGAAGAAGAACCGGCAGACGGGUAACGAGCUGCUGGAGCCUGAAUACAGCUGGAAAUAUGGAGCCUGGACCGACUGCAGCGCCACCUGUGGGCAAGGUGAGCAGCAGCAGCCGGUGCGCUGUUUCGAGGCGGGGGUGGGUGUGGUGGACGAGGCACUGUGUGACCCUAACACUCGGCCGGAUGACGGACACCGCAGGUGUAAGAACAUCGACUGUCCUGCCAGGUGGUGGGUGGGAGGAUGGCAGCAGUGCUCGGCAUCCUGCGGGCCGGACGGUGUGAGGAAGCGUACGGUUCUGUGUGUGCGGACGGUGGGUGGAGAGGAGCGGGUGCUGCACCCCGGAGACUGUAAACACCUCCCCAAACCCAAACCGGCCGUCCCCUGCAACAGAGACAUCACCUGCGGGACAGACUGGACCACCGGGAACUGGAGCCAGUGCUCUCUGAGUUGUGGUGGGGGGGUGAAGUCCCGUAUGGUGAAGUGCAGCACUGAACCCCAGGCCCCCUGCGACCCCGCGGCCCGGCCCCGCUCCACCACCUUCUGCAACCUGCAGAGCUGCUCCUCCACCCACAAGCCCCGCCCACAGCCUCGGAGACCCACCCCCAAAACCCCACCGCCCACCACCGAGCCCCCGACCCACCACGACCACACACACACCGCCCCCACACACACACCGCCGCCGGACGUGUUCCACGAGGACGACCGAGAUUUUAUCCUGGUGAAGAACAGCAGCGCUGAGGAACACACACACACCACGGUCUCCCCUGGGCUGAGUGAGGAGGAGGAGGGCAGCGCCGGGCCGGUCCCGCCGGGCGGGGGCACCGGGUACACCCCGGGGUACGACUACAUCGUGGAGGAGGACGGCGCUGAGGAGAGAGACGCAGUGUUUACCGUCUCACCGCCUGCCGGAACUCCCACACACACUCCACCGACCACAACAGAGCCGGACGAAACCACAGCAACCACCCCCCAACCCCAGACCACAGCAACCACCCCCCAACCCCAGACCACGCCCCCUGCAGCUGGCCAUGCUGCUCCCACACACACUGCCCUCACCACAACAAAGCCAGACUGCACUAAAACAGCACACACACGCUCACGGGCUGCCACGGCAACCCACAGAGCUCUGCCCAUCACCACACCCACCUCACGCACACACUCAAAGAAGACGGAGCAGCGGAACACACACACAAAGCUGAAGAAGACCACACACACACCGAGGAGCGCCAGCAACGCCAAGCAUCAUAAAUCCCUCACACACACUCCAGGAGGUGCUGCCGCCAACACAACGGCAUUCUGGGUAGUGGGCAAGUGGAGUAAGUGCUCGGUGAGCUGUGGUCUGGGUGCAGUUUGGAGGAGGGUCUGGUGUAGUUCUGGGCUGGACUCUGACUGCAGGACCGAACAGAAACCUGAACCGGCUCAACACUGCAACCUCAAACCCUGCCCUGCCUGGCACACCUCCAACUGGAGCAGGUGUCCGGAAGGUUGUUCUGGUGGUGUGAAGCAGAGGGAGGUGCAGUGUGUGGACGCUCAGACCGGGCGGGGGCUGAGGCCGUUUCACUGCCAGGCUCUGUCCCCCCGGCCCCCCCGCACUCUGCCCUGCAGUACCCAGCCCUGCCUGCAGUGGGCGCACCUCCCCUGGGCACAGUGCUCUAAAAGCUGUGGUGGAGGUGUGAUGGGCAGGGUGGUGUUCUGUCCGGAGGACGACCGCUGUAACGCAGAGCUUCGGCCCAACAGCUCCGCCCCCUGUAACCUCCAGCCCUGCACAGCCUGGAGCGCCGCCCCCUGGCAGGAGUGCUCUGUGAGCUGUGGUGAUGGAGGUGUACAGAAGCGAGGGGUGAAGUGUGUGAACGAGGAGUCGGGGGAGGAGGAGGAGAGCGAACUGUGUCCGAAAAACAGUAAACCGGAGAGUGUCCGCAAGUGCAGCCUGCAGGAGUGCAGAACUGAUCCAGAUAUUGCAGUGUGUAAGAGGAACAGUAUGUCCUCUCGUUUCUGUGCUAAGCUGAAGCUGCUCGGCCGCUGUGUUCUUCGCUCCAUCCGCAGACAGUGCUGCCUCACCUGCAUGACGUAACCUGAGCUCAUCCAGACACCUGAGCAACAGAGCCAAUCAGAGACUCUCAAACAAACAAACAAACAAAUCUGUUGUUUACUGGACCCUCAUGCUGCCUUUGUGUGCUGUAGUGAACCCCCGGUUUCCUCCUGCACUCAUUUACAUACAGAAAAGUUUCAGUUUCUCACCUGAGAGGCUGUACAGGACUCAUGGUGCUCAUUGCUAUCUUACACCCCACUGCUAGUCUAUUUUCUCACCAGAUUUCUGGAGUAUUGCUAUCUUGGCAGUGGAAAACACAGGAGCUCCACUGACUGAUUAAAACCAUGACAACAGUCAACAGUCAGAUCUUCAUAAUACGUUUUCAUUUCCAGCCACAAUUCUGUAAUGUUUUAAUAUGAACUUUAAUUUCCUUUCCAGCCAUAAUUCAACAUCUGCACAAUGUUGUGUUUUUGACAUUAACUUGAUUCUUAUUUCCAAACAAAAUUCAGCAGGAAGUUUAAACAUUUAUCUGAUGUUAAAUUGACACUUGGCCUGCUGGGAAGGGCCACCGUCUAAAACCAGGGUAAACCUGUCGGUGCUUAAUGAUGUUUCUACUGGUGCUUUUUUUGUUUGUUUUAUCAAAUGUACCACAUUCAUAACUCAGCAUGUUUUCACACAUUGAUUGAUUGAGUGUUAAUGAUGUUGAAUAUUGAUAUUCUGAUCAUACAGAGUUUUAGAAGAACAAUGUGAAUCUUUUCUGUUAAGGUUCCUCUUUAUCACUUUACCUUCCCAACUUUAAAAAAGGUAUUUUAGGUCAUAAUGAACAUUAAUAUCAUAUCUGAACUGAUACACUGACACACUGCACUGCGGUUUAUCUCCUUUAUUACACGGUAAAUCAGUGUGUGAGGAUCAGUGUGUGAGGAUCAGUGUGUGAGGAUCAGUGUGUGCGUAUCGGUGUGUGAAUGGCGGUGUGUUUGCUGUGUUACUGAGCCGCGUGGUGCUGUUUUGGUGCUAACUGGAUAGAAAGUAAAAAACGUUUUUGGUUAAUGAUGCUUUUUUUUAUAUAAUAUUAUAGUAUCAUAGGGAAAAAGUGGUAAAUCAUUUAGUGUAACUUUUGUCUAUUUUUAUAAUUUUUGACCAUUUAAGGCUAAAUUCUGAAACAGAAAAUUUGAUGUGAAUGGUUAUUUACAUUUUCCAUUGAGUAUAGAAAAGAAGUGGGUUUGUAUCUAUUGCUACAAUUUUGUAGUUACAUUUUUUAGUUUCUGUUUUCUCAUAGGUACAUUUUGCAUCUUCAACAGUCUUCUACAAGAACAACAAUCUAAUAGUGUAAUUCAAUUUAUUUUAUUUGUUGCAAAACACAAAAUUAGAUCUUUAGGAAAUUAGGAAAAUGGAGUAAAAUUAAUUUGAAUCACUUUACAUGAAAGGUACAUUAAUUAACAGUACUUGUAACAAAAUGUCUCAACUACUUAUUAUUUGACACUAAUUAAUACAUUAUUAAUAGUUAAUUGCAAAAUUCUGAGGGGCAGAAAAAAAAACAAGAAAAUUUAAAAAAUCUAAUAAGAAUAGAUUUAUUUUUUUAAAUAAACAAAGUGGUUAAAAAUAACUAAUACAGUUUUAUACCCAAAUUUCCUGUUUUUAAAUUUUGCCUUACAACUUUAACAUGUUGCACUGACCCAAGUCCAGGUCUGGGCAGGAGGAGUGAAUCCUGGGGUGCAUUUCCUUGUUUGUAGGUAGUUAUUAUUAUUAUUAUUAUUAUUAUUAUUAUACUUGAUUAUUAUGGGGUUACUGAGAGCGGCGUGGGGCGGAGCUUGAGGAGUUGCGGGUCAUCCCUCUCUGGCCUUUUUAACACAAACGCACAGCCAAUCACAGAGCUCCACUCUACUGCAUUUAUACCUGUAUGAUCAUUAAUAAACUCUGUGAUGAAAACAAGACAA